GGGAGGGUGGAGGCUGGAAUUAGGAAAUAAACAGCGAAACCUGGCCAGAAAGAAAGGAACUGGACAUUCCAGCCUGCCCGGGCUGGCUGUUCUCCUAUGGAGCUUUUGGUGGAUCUCAAGAGUUUAAUAUCUCCCCUGGAUCCCUGGAUUGUCCAGCUAACCUGUGGCUUUCUUUUCCUGAAGACACCUUCUUCCAUGGAGAAAUAGGAGAAGCCGGAUCCUGCGUGCUAAAGCUUUCUCUGUCCUUUUGAACCCACCCGAAACGAGGGAGACUAGCAUCCUGGCUUGCAACGUCUCCCCAGUCUAACCAGCCUGAGGGACAGGCCUUCCUAGCCUACCCCGGAGACUCCAUGGCAACCACGAUGGCUUCCUCCAGGUGCCCGGAGGAGGCGACCCUGCGCAGCCCUUUCCCUCUGACUCCACCACCAGCUCUGGGGGUUGAGUACUAUCCUUUUGGGGGAGAGUGCCAGCAACCCUUUGUGGGGGAUGCCGCUGCUGCUGGGGAUGGGGAUCCCGAAGACACGGAUCUGGGGGUCCUGCUGCAGAGGAAAGAACAGGACUUGUUGUUGGCAGCAGAAUUGGGGAAGAUGCUCCUGGAGCGUAACGAGGAACUGGAACGGCGCUAUGAUGAAUUGGCGAAGGAACAUACGGAAGUCAAAGAGCAUCUUGAACAAGAGAAACAUGAACUCCGGCGGCACCUUGAAUCAGGCCGGGCGGAAUUUGAGACCCGGAUGGCAGAGCUGGAGGUUGACUUGGUGGCUGCCCGAGCCCAGCUGGGGCAGCAGCGUCUGGAACAGCAGGACACCAGUCGAGAGAGCUCCCAGGCGGUCUUGGACCUUUCAGAGCAGAACCAACGUCUGGUGGAGCAGCUCAGUCAGGUGAGUCACUUGGAACAACGGCUACAGGAAGAACUGAGUGUAUUACGUGUGGAACAUCGGGCCCUGACCCUUUGCAACACCGAACAUGCUGCCCGGAUGCAAAGCCUGCAAGCUGAGAAUCAUCUGCUACAAGAGCGGAAGCAAGAUAUGGAGAAACAGAUCCGUCAGCUUCGGGAGGAGAAUGAAUCCAUCCAAGCGCUGGUGGACACGUUGCAUGAUAACCUUCUCCUUCUCCGCAAAGAGAACUGUGAAAAGCAGCUACGGUUUCAACAGGUAGAAGUGGAAGCUGAGGAACUUCGGGCUGCCCGUCGGCGCCUCCAGCAUCAGGUCAAGGAUUUGAAGGAAGAGAUUCGUCUGCACGACUUGGAUACCUCUGUCACCUCCAUCCAAUCUGAGAUUGAAAGCAGUUUAGAUGAUGCCCCAGGAGCCCCUGGACAGACACCAAAGUCAACAACCAGGGGCAUCAAUAAGGCUGGUCCCACUGCAAAGAAGACCCCGCAGAGGUUGGAGGAGAAUGUAUCUGAAUACAACAAAAAGGUUUCAGCCUUGAGUGAUCAGCAGCAAGACAUAUUGCGACAGAAGGAAAUGGAGAUUGUGAAGCUCCAGGAUCAGGUUACCUUGCAACACGUGGAGCUCAGCGGUUUGAAGUCUGAGGUAGAGAACCAGAGGCGGUUGUACCAAGAAAGCAAUCGGGACAAGGCCUUGAAGUUAGCCGUAGCAGACCGGGAUGAGGCCAUAAUCAAGAAAGGGGAAAUGGAAUUGGAAUUGGCAAAAAUCUCCCUGGAGCAAGAUUCGUUGAGCCAACAAUUACUGCGCGUCAUUCGCCAGAAGAUGGCACUUUCCCAGGAACUAGAAGCCUGGCAAGAUGACAUUCAGUAUAUUAUUCACCAGCAACUUCUCCAGAAACAGCAGGAAGAGCGCCAUUGUCUCACCACACCACCAAAGACACCAACACAAGGCAAGGGUCCUGAAUUAUUUCAGGGUGGUGCCAGCACUUUUAGUGGCAAAGGCUUCUUCUCACUCUUCCGGAAAAGCUGAACUGUUGAAGAUGCGGAAUUUCUAAUAUGGCUGAAGGCAGGAAAGUAGGCGAAGGGAACGCGAAGGCCAAACUGGAUGAUAAGAGACGCAGUAGAAGCACCUGUGAGAGACGUCUUUGAGGGGCAAGGGCUGAAUUGGGUUUAAGCAACUGUU
Candoia aspera is the source of this 2069-nucleotide messenger RNA. It is a transcript of the gene BICDL2, whose product is annotated as BICD family like cargo adaptor 2. The transcript has 9 exons. NCBI's taxonomy places the organism in Eukaryota, Metazoa, Chordata, Lepidosauria, Squamata, Candoiidae. Gene Ontology annotation, biological process: vesicle transport along microtubule; Golgi to secretory granule transport. Bases 351 to 1916 code for a protein of 521 amino acids. The record is from RefSeq and is a predicted model, not a curated record.